AUGUCCAUCCCGACCAUCGACCUGCGCAAAGCUGGGGAUCUGACCACACGAACCGAACUCCUCCAAGACCUGCGCCAUGCGUUGUUCGAAGUCGGCUUCCUGUACCUCUCCGGCCACGGCAUUCGGGAGUCGAUCGUCCAGGACCUCGUGGACGCCCUGCCUCGUCUCUUCGCCCUGCCGGACCCCGUCAAGGACUCGGUCGCCCUCGUCAACUCGCCGCAUUUCCUGGGUUACAGCAAGUUUGGGUCCGAGGUCACGGCGCGGGUGAAGGAUCAGAGGGAGCAGUUUGAGUUUGCCAACGAGUUGCCGGACCGGUAUGGUGUGGUGUCGUCGCAGCCUCUGUAUAUUCGACUUCAAGGCCCGAAUCAGUGGCUUGAUGAGUCGGCAAACGACACGGUGCCUCGGUUCCGCGAGAUUAUCGAGUUGUACAUCGCGGCCAUGCACGAUCUCGCCCUGAGGUUCCUCGAGCUGGUCACAGAGGCGCUCGACUUGCCGCCGCACCGUCUCGAGCCGUUCACGGGGCCGCAAGACCGGCUCAAGCUCGUGCAUUACCGUCCUACCUCGUCUCCGUCCGCAGAUGCGACGGCAGAGUCUCUUUCCGCCACGCAGGGCGUCGGCCCCCACAAGGACAGUUCCGGCUGGAUGACGUUCCUGCUGCAGGCGUCGGACCCGUCGAUCCCGGGCCUCCAGGUCCUGUCCAAGGACGGGGAGUGGCUGGACGCGCCGCCCGUGCCCGGCACGCUGGUGGUCAACAUGGGCCAGGCCUUUGAGGUGGUGACCAAUGGCAUCUGCAAGGCCACGACGCACCGCGUCCUCCUCCCGCCCGGCGACUACGACCGCUACAGCGUCCCCUUUUUCCAGGGCGUGCGGCCGGACCUGUCCAAGUCGGACCUCAAGGCCCUGUGGGACCACUUUGCCGCGGCCGAGACCUUGACAGCCGGCAGGGAGUCCGCGGAGGGUCAGCAGAUCGACAGCCCCUUUCUCAGAGGCCGCUACGAUACUUGGGGAGAGGCGCAGCUCAGGACAAAGAUUCGCAGUCACAGGGACGUGGGCGCGAGGUGGUACGCCGACGUCUUUGACAAGUAUGUCAAUGACGAUUGA
Molecule: messenger RNA, 1101 nt
Organism: Fonsecaea nubica
Lineage: Eukaryota; Fungi; Ascomycota; Eurotiomycetes; Chaetothyriales; Herpotrichiellaceae
Exons: 1
Coding region: 1-1101 (366 amino acids)
Source: RefSeq, a predicted model, not a curated record